GCAGGGUAAGUGAGCGGCCACCGAGCGCGAGCGAACUUCACAGCGGCAAAGCAAACAUCGUUAAGGGGCUCUUAAGCGUGAAACACGAUACAGGAAGGUGUCUUGUAGCGUUUAUGCAUGUUGCGUUUGCCUGUUGCGAGUCGCAGUCUGCUUCCAGCUGCUGUUCCCAGAGGAGGCGCGGCUGCAUUUUACAAUGUUCGCAGCGCCUCUGCAGCAGCGGCUGCUGCCAGCAACCUGCUGGAGGUGUUUGUGGAUGGAAACCCAAUCCUGGUGGAGCCAGGAACAACUGUGCUGCAGGCAUGUGAGAGGGUGGGCAUGCAGAUUCCCCGCUUCUGCUACCACGAACGCCUGUCAGUCGCAGGAAACUGUCGCAUGUGUCUUGUGGAGAUAGAGAAAGUUCCAAAGCCGGUGGCAGCUUGUGCGAUGCCUGUCAUGAAGGGCUGGAACAUUUUAACCGAUUCUGACAAAACAAGAAGGGCCAGAGAGGGUGUGAUGGAGUUCCUACUGGCUAACCACCCUUUAGAUUGUCCGAUUUGUGAUCAAGGGGGUGAAUGUGAUCUGCAGGACCAGUCAAUGCAGUUUGGCAGCGACAGGAGCCGCUUCACUGAGGGCAAAAGAGCGGUGGAGGACAAAAACAUAGGCCCUCUGAUCAAAACCAUUAUGACUCGGUGUAUUCAGUGCACACGCUGUGUGCGUUUUGCCAGUGAAAUUGCCGGCGUGGAGGACCUUGGGACCACCGGCAGAGGAAACGACCUGCAGAUUGGGACUUACGUGGAGAAGAUGUUCAUGUCAGAGUUAUCUGGAAAUGUUAUUGAUAUAUGCCCCGUGGGGGCCCUGACGUCUAAACCGUACGCCUUCACAUCUCGUCCAUGGGAGACCAGGAAGACCGAAUCCAUUGAUGUUCUGGAUGCUGUGGGGAGUAACAUUGUGGUGAGCACUCGUGGUGGGGAGGUGAUGAGAAUCCUGCCUCGCAUAAAUGAGGAUAUAAAUGAGGAGUGGAUCUCAGACAAAACCAGGUUUGCGUAUGAUGGACUGAAAAGGCAGAGGCUCACUCAGCCAAUGGUGAAAAAUGAGGCAGGACAGCUUGUCGCCACGUCCUGGGAGGACGCGCUGACCCGGGUGGCUGGAGUGUUACAAGGUGUUAAGGGAAGUGAUGUUGCCGCUGUGGUCGGUGGUUUGGUGGACGCCGAGGCUCUUGUUUCCCUGAAAGACUUGCUGAACCGUUUGAAUAGUGACAACCUCUGCACUGAGGAGACGUUCCCCAUGGCUGGAGCUGGAUCUGACUUGCGUUCAAACUAUCUUCUGAACGUUGGCAUAGCCGGUAUUGAAGAGGCAGACCUGCUUCUUCUGGUGGGCACCAACCCCCGCUAUGAGGCCCCUCUUUUCAAUGCACGAAUAAGAAAAAGCUGGCUGCACAAUGAGCUGAAUGUGGCUUUAGUGGGAAAGAAAGUGGACUUAAGUUACACAUACGACCACCUCGGGGAGUCUGCGGAGACCCUGCGAGGAAUAGCAGCGGGGACUCACCCGUAUGCUCAGCUCCUGGCUAAAGCGAAGCACCCCGUCGUCGUAGUUGGCAGCAGCUGCCUGCAGAGAGAGGAUGGGGCAGCGAUAAUGGCUGCUGUGUCAACCAUCGCUCAGAACGCCCGCGUCAGCAGCGGAGUGGGGGAAACCUGGAAGGUUCUCAACGUGCUUCACAGGGUUGCCAGUCAGGUGGCAGCACUUGAUCUUGGGUACCAGCCAGGAGUCGAGACUAUCAGGAAAAACCCCCCCAAAGUUCUGUUCCUACUUGGGGCCGACGCCGGCACCAUUUCUCGUCAAGACCUCCCAAAUGGCUGCCUGAUCAUUUAUCAGGGUCACCAUGGGGAUGUGGGCGCUCCCAUGGCUGAUAUCAUACUUCCUGGAGCUGCGUACACUGAAAAAUGUGGUACUUAUGUGAACACUGAAGGCCGUGCCCAGCAGACCAAAGUUGCCGUCACUCCUCCUGGACUGGCCAGGGAGGACUGGAGGAUCCUAAGAGCUCUAUCUGAGCUUGCUGGGGUGACUCUGCCUUAUGACACUCUGGAUGAGGUGCGCAGCAGGCUGGCGGAGGUUUCCCCAAAUCUGGUUCGAUACGAUGACGUCGAGGAGGCCAACUACUUCAAGCAGGCUUAUGAACUGUCAAAGGCUGUGAACCAGGCCGUCCUAACUGAGCCUUUAGUUCCUCCACAGCUUACUGUGAGGGACUUUUACAUGACAGAUUCCAUAAGCAGAGCCUCCCAGACCAUGGCAAAAUGCGUGAAAGCUGUCACAGAGGGAGCACAAGCCGUGGACGAGCCAGCCAUAUGCUAAGGCCCAAGAAAUAGCCGGAAUAAUGAUACGCACAACUCCGAUAUUUGCACAUUCCUAGAAGGAUUUGUUUAUAUUAUAACUGAUGCUUUACUCUAAAGAACAACUCCUCAUUUAUUUCCAUAAUGUAAUCAGCAUAGCUGCUAGCUGCGCUUAUUUCAGAUUAAAUGUUUCAUCAUCUUAGAUUUCCCAAAAACUCAGAAAUGCACUUCCAGCAGUUUGCUCUUUUAUUGUUGAUAUUAUUUAUUUUGUAGCAAUCGUUACCAAAGACUUAACGAUCUUAAUACUCAGAGGGUAGAUUUAGUCUUCCUUUGUUAACAAAAAAUAUACUUUAAGAAUAAAGAAAAUAUUAUUUUUUAAAGUCUAGGUAUUUGUAAAAGUGAUAUAAAAUAAUAAAGCAAAUUUAUGUCGC
Molecule: messenger RNA, 2737 nt
Organism: Menidia menidia (Atlantic silverside)
Lineage: Eukaryota; Metazoa; Chordata; Actinopteri; Atheriniformes; Atherinopsidae
Source: the annotation of a GenBank genome assembly